ACUAUUCAAAGCCUAGUCAAAAAUCUCGGUCUAAUAAAUUUUGCAUAAACACCGCCUUUUUAAACAUAUUCAAAGAUAUUACCUACAGCGUUUUUACUUAUUCAAAAUAGAAUGUAAAAAGGCUUUUCUCAAUAAAAAAAGAAUAGUAUGUCUAGCCUACAUAGUACGUGAAAUAAACAAAAGUGCCAAUUUUGUUUUGGUUAUCCUGAGAGGUUAGUUUUUUUCAAACCUGACCAUAUGGAACUUGAGGCGAGAAUUAUUAUUAGUCGUCUUUAGGUCGUCUACUUAGAAUGUCAUUACAGUGCUUGUGAGUGUUGUUAUCACGGAUUUUGUUUGUGUAUUAUGGUGUCGGUUCCCCUUCUCCUGUUAAAAGGAAAAUAACAUGCGCUAACUAACUAACUAAUAAGUAUUAUUGAUAGUAUGAUUUCGCUCAACUUUGGUCAUUAUUUGCAGUAACUAUCAAGAUUUCUAUUAUUUUUUUUACUAUUCGUAUAUAAUAGAAUAUUACUGUAAUGCCGACUGAAAGAAUGAGCUAGAUUUUUAUUCUACGCAAUUUACCUCUAUUUUACCAUUAUUUUUCAAAGAUACAGAAAGCAAGCUUGUCUUAUGUUAUUUUAUCAAACCGGUAAGGAUAUAAAAGAUUUAUACAUGUUUGAAAAAUUUGUCGUUUAAGGACUAAAUGUAACUUUUACUCCAUUUAUUUAUUUAAUCUUUGCACAAAAGAAAACACACUGUACAAUAGGCGAACUUAAUGCCGUAAGGUAUUCUCUGCCAGUCAAGUUGGAGGCGGUGCAAAAACAUGAGGUAUAGGUGAUACAAUUAGGUACAUGUACGAACACAAUACAAUCAUAAGAAAUACCAAACAUAAACAUACAUAUAUAUAUAUAUAAAUAUGUAAGUGUAUGUAUUUGUAUCAAUAUUAUUUAUAUAUAUAUAUAAGGAGACUAUUCCAAAGGCGAGUUGCCUGAAUAGAGAAAGAAUCGGACAUGUAACCAGUUCGGUGAGAUGGUAUAGACAGAGAUAGAUUGUCAGAAGAGCGAAGCUGACGGUCACGAGAGACACCAUAGUAGUGGAAGAAAUAUUUUAGAUAUUCGGGGGAUUGAGGGUCCUUAAGAACAGAAAAGAGGGUGCAGAGCAUGCGAAUGUUGCGCCGAAUACGAAUAGGAAACCAGCCAAGUUACACAUCAUACAUCACACAUUAUACAUUAUAUCAUAUCAUCAUGUCAUAUUUACAUACAUAUUAUUUUGUGAGUAUAACCUAAUUUUUAACCGACUUCAAGAUUUCAAAAGGAGGAGGUUAUCAAUUCGGGUGUAUGUUUUUUUCGCUUUUUUUUUAAUGUUUGUUACUCCAUAACUCCGUCAUUUCUGAACCGAUGAAAAUUAUUUUUUGUUUGAAUUUAUAAAUAUACAGAUUGGUCCCGUUUUUUUCAAAACUCAGUUCUGAUGAUGGGAUCCAUGAGGUAUCGAGGGAACUCUUCAAAUGUGAACGGCAUACAUACAGUGAUUUUUGUAUUUUCUUUAACAAAUCAAGCAUUUACAUUAAAAAAAAGACAUUUGAUGAAGUGGAACUGCUGAUGAUGAUCAGAAUGGAACUCUUCAACGACGCAUAGUACACGUUUGGCGUUUUGUCCUUUUCCCUGUGUUUGUUAAGUAAAUUAAAUUUUCAAGAUAAAUUUUUGUCAAUUUCGAGUUCUUACGAUGGAGUCCAUGAGGAAUCGAGGGAACUCUUCAAAUGUGAACGGCAUACAUAUAGUGAUUUUAGUAUUUUCUUUAACAAAUCGAGCAUUUACAUUUAAAAAAGUGACAUUUGAUGAAGUGGAACUGCUGAUGAUGAUCAUCGAGGUAUCGAGGGAACUCUUCAAAUGGGAACGGCAUACAUACAGUGAUUUUUGUAUUUUCUUUAACAAAUCAAGCAUUUACAUUAAAAAAAAAGACAUUUGAAGAAGUGGAACUGCUGAUGAUGAUCAGAAUGGAACUCUUCAACGACGCAUAGUACACGUUUGGCGAUUUGUUCUCUUCGCUGUGUUUGUUAAGCAAAUAAGACUUUCAACACACAUUUUUGUCAAGUUGGAGAUCUGACGAUGGGGUCCAUGAGGAAUGGAGGGAACUCCUCAAAUGUUAAAGGCACAUGUAUAGUGAUCUUAGUAUUUUCAUCAACAAAUCAAGUAUUUACAUUUGUAGAAGUGACAUUUGAUGAAGUGGAACUGCUGAUGAACAGAACGGAACUCUUCAACGAUGCAUAGUUCACGUUUGGCAAUUUGUUCUCUUUGCAUGUUUGCAAAGCAGUUAGGUUUUCAAGAUACAUUUUUAUAUUUCUAUCCUAUUUACUUUUUUAAAUAAUUAUCUGGUGCUUUAUUUCAUGCAUGGUGUGAAAUAAUUUAUCUUAAAUACAGUCGAAUACCCUAUAGCGGGUAUCUUACCAGUCAACCAUAGGGAAAAUCUGAAAUGUGCCAAGGUGGGUGAGUGACAAAAAAAAACAUGUUACCUCCUUUUCUACAUAAUUAGGCGUAGGAUGCUGCCUUUUUAAUUUCAUUGUAAGAAAUCCAAAAUCAAUACCUAAUAAUCGAGCUUUCACCGGUCUCCCUCAUUGAAGUCGGUUAUUUUUUCUUAAAAAUUAUUGACUAAAAAUAGUCCGUUUUUGGCCGAAUCCUUAUAGAACGUAACCUUUUUUUUUAUACGGAGCCGUAUUAUCCGGAUAUCCGUAGCUGAAAAAUUUACGGAUAUUGCAAACCCUAUUUAGGUGUUAAUGUAGGUAGGUACAACAGGGAAAAGGUACCAGUACCACCCGUGCAUACAAACUUCUAUGCAGGGGUGGUACUUUUUAUCUGCAGCUGACUGUGCAAAUAAGCCCUAAUUUCUAAUGAAGAGUUAGACCAUUUCAUUGCCACAUUUUAGAGUAUUCGAGCAUUUUUGUAUCGUAACACACAGCUUUGUUUAUAUGUACACAGGGAAAACGUGAUCCCGACCUCCGAACGCCAAACCCCGAAUUAUCGUAUCCAAUAGCAAUGGUAUUAUUAUUAGUUUCUAAAAGUCCACAAAACAAUAGUUGUAAAGUUAAAAAAAUUAAUGGAAAGCGAUAAAAAACUCGUAAUUAUACUGCUAUUCUGAAUGCUGUCUAUUAAGAAUAGUUAGUCAUCGAAGAGAUAACGACUGCAAUAUGUGGAGUGAUCAUUUUGUAAUCACUGAUUUUUGUAUAGCGUGACCAACCACUGUAUGCGCUUAUUUCAUACAAAAUCCUAGUGCAGGAUUACGAACCUGUAUACGGCCAGGUAAAUCAAACUUUUUGAAAUGACUUUAAACAACACCCAGUUAUUCAUCAACGACAAUUUCCCAUUUGUAAGAAACAUGAGCAAGAUAGCUGCAAAAAUCGCAUUUUACAAUUUUGAAUGGCGAUACGUUGCUUUGGUGAUGUUUAGCAAUAUAAACUUAAUCGGUAUUGCGACGUUCUUGAGCCAUUACGAGCAGUCAGUUGUGGUGAAAAUGGGAAAAUUUAUACCUUACCACCGAGCUGUGAUACCACAGUUCGUGUUGCUCGGUCAGACAUCUUCCGAAUUGGUAGGUAUGCUUCGGUGGCUAGCUCAGAACCAGUAUGAUACAACAGGAAAAUUUGUCAUCCUUUGCUAUUCAACGGAAGAUAACACAUGCAAUGAAAAAGAAAUCUUUGAAACUCUAUCCAGUGUUUUUAUCGUAAAUGUUUUAUUAAUAAAGGGUUCUCUUGGAGACAAAGAACCCACCAUACUGUCCUACUUUAUGGUUUUACCAGACAAAUGCAUGAAUAGCGAACCUGUUAAGCUAAACAUUAGUUUGAACUGUGCAAAUGAUACUUGUUUCAAAUCUGCUUUCCCAGAAAAGUUUUCGAAUAUGUAUCAUUGUCCUUUUAUUGUUUCAACAUUCGAGCAACACCCAUUCAUGUAUUUGAGCAAUGAUAGCGCGCCACAAGGUAAAGAUGGUGAUGUUUUGAAUUUAGUGGUGGACAUUUUAAACGCUUCACUUGUCAUAAAAACGCCGAAGGAAGGCAGUGACUGGGGCAAAUUCGUGAAUAAUAACUGGACAGGUUCUCUUGGCGAUGUGUUCAACGGCCUAGCACACGCUUCAAUGUGCUCUGCUCCGCUGUCUCCAGCAAAAUACGCAAAUUUUCAAAUUUCUUUUACAUACAGUUCCAUGGAUAUAGUGUGGGCUACGGGCCUGCCCACCCUCAAGCCGUCCUGGGAAAAAUUGUUACAUCCAUAUCAAAUGCCUGUAAGGAUCAUUAUUUUCUUUCUGUUUAUUGGGAUAAUUUUGACGAAUAGUUUUACUAAGACGCUUGCUUGGAGAAAAGCUAUACGCGCCCUUAGAAUUAGCCCGCCGAAGUCGAACCUACUGUUUUAUUCUUGGAUUCUUUUUAUGGGGCUGCCUAUUGUGAAAAUGCCCACGAAGCCGUCUUUUCUAAUAGUGAUUGGACUCUGGAUUUGGGCUAGCUUUAUUAUCAGGACGGUGUACCAAGCGGAGCUGGUAACUAUUAUGAAACAGCGUAUAUAUGAAGAGCCAUUUGAGACAUACCAAGAAGCCUUGGAAACCAAACAACCUUUUGGAGGUCUUUCUAUAUAUAAAGAAUACUAUUCCGAUGAUAAAUACGUUUAUGACAAUUAUAUUGUCAAAAACUUAACGGAAGCUCGCCAAACUAUAGACAGGAUAUCAAAUGGAUCAUUGGACUUCCUGAUUGCUAUGAAAAAAGAGUCAAUUUAUUUCAGAUUAACGGAAUGUAAAGGUACAAGGCAAUUGCAAAUAAUUCCGAAGAAGAUCGCAAACAGCCCAACAGUUAUGUUUUUCAAGAAGUUUUCGUUCUUAGCUAAUUCUGUGAGUCGCAUCUUGAGUGUUUGUUUGGAAGGAGGCUUCAUCCAGAAGAUGUAUUCAAGUUUCUUCACAAGGGCGAUUUCAUUUCUUCACCACUCGAAUAACCAGGGCCCAUCAGCGCUACGGCUUGAACAUUUCAUGGGUAGUUUCAUAAUCUUGCUUGGCGGUUGGAUUCUCUCUUCUAUUUUCUUCGCCGUUGAAGUAGUAUGUGGUAAAAUAGUUAAUGCUAAUGUUCAUUCUUAAUUAAUACAACUGGCUGCGUAGCCAACGUGCCAAUCGUAAACGCUCUGUAUCGAACGAAACGCAACUGUCACUGUCGCACUAGUAAGAAAGAGUGAUAGAGAGAGAUGACUACGCUAUGCUACGGAGCGUUAACGAUUGGCUCGUUGGCUAGGCACCCUGGAUCACUUGUGUUACUGCUACCUAUAUGCUAAAACGCUAAAGAGCUUUAUUAAUGUUUCGUCUUCUGUAACUCCAUCGGUCACCAAAAGAGUUGUAGCCCUUCGCACAGCGCAUUAGUUUUGUAAUAAUCAUAACUUUUUUUUUUUUUAUCUUUAUUUAACGAGCUUAGUCUAAAAGACGAUGCCGCUCAGUAGUACACAUCGAGAAGUGUUCUUACACUAAAACAUUUAAAACCUAAACAGAUCAUUAUUUUCGUCUUUGGAUGCCCACCAUCACCAUACUGAACAGACCUAUGAGGUAAUAAUAACGGCAAAAAUAUUAAGUAAGAGUAAGAUGCUAUCCACGGGGACCUAGGUAUUUGGUUGUGAUUAAGUUUAAAAUAAACGUAUCUAGGAGUAAAAUAUUCAAUGUAAGUAGAAACUUUUUAUGUUAUUUAGUCACUACUUGCCUACGUAUAUUUGUGUAAAGAUAGCUUUUCAUAUUAUUUAAUCACUACGUAUUUGAUUACAACACUUACCUUAAACUCAGUCCCAUAAAUCCCAUAAUACAAAUAUGGUUUUUAACGUUGCUUAUUAACGACUUUUAACUAGCCUUUAAUUUGUACUCGUUACAUUUAUUUUGGAGCUUAGAUAUACUAAUGCUUUUUUAGGGUUCCGUACCUAGAGGGUCAAACGGGAUCCUAUUACUGAGACUCCACUGUCCGUCCGUCUGUCACCAGGCUGUAUCUCAUGAACCGUGAUAGUUAGCCAGUUGAAAUUUCUACAGAUUAAGUAUUUCUGUUGCCGCUAUAACAACAAAUAAUAAAAACAGAAUAAAAUAUGUAAAUAUUUAAGGGGGCUCCCAUACAAAAAAGUGAUUUUUAGAUAAUGGUACGGAACCCUUCAGUCCGACUCGCACUUGGCCGAUUUUCUAUAUUAGAUACUCAACAUAAUUUGUAAUAUAUUUAGGUAUACCUACAUAUUUUACUAGAACUUGAAUUUGGACCAUAGUUGUAAGUUGUGGACUAAAGUUACCUGAGUUUACGGUAUCUAAUUCUGUCACUAAGAUUAUUGUACUCUUAACCCUUUUCCAGGCAUAGUACGAUUUAUCGACCACAUACGCGCCAUUAGAAUUUCAACUUUAACAUUCCGAUUUAAGGUUCAAAUUAGAUUACACUUUCAGGAAAUGUUACUUGUCUUCAAAUGAAUCAUCAAAGCUGGAUUAAUUGGAAUAUAUUUGGAUUUUUUGGGAAAACCUUGUAGAUUGGUGCGGCCUGGAAAAGGGUUAACUCCUUAUAAAAGUAAUAGAAGUACUUGAUACUUAAUAAAAAAAUAUCGAUGAUUUCCCAUUUUUUUUCUUACUCCUCCUUAUAUUUGCAACAGAAUAUUACCUAUUAGCAUACUAAAUUAUCAGUAAAGUCCGUCUAAACUAACUCUGCAUCGACAUUAAUAGACCAAAGUGAACGAGUGGCAUCAAAACAUUGAUGUAAUGCAUCAAAAGGGAGUUUUCAGAAAAUAUUGUAUUGUAUUUAUUUGCAAAGACCCGAACCUACCCAACCUUUCAACCCUUUUGUUUUUUUGUACCUACCCAAUUAGCGUGAAUAGUUAAUUAACGUUAAUCGCUGUCAGUUUUGUGACGACAAUUAAACAUGUUUUUUUUAUGGGAAAUAACUUUUUGCCUUUUCAGGGUACCGUACCCAAAGGGUAAAACGGGACUCUAUUACUAAGACUCCGCUGUCCGUCUGUCACCAGGCUGUCUCAUGAACCGUGAUAGCUAGACAGUUGAAAGUUUCACAGAUGAUGUAUUUCUGUUGCCGCUAUAACAACAUACUAAAAAUUACGGCACCCUCGGUGGGCGAGUUCGACUCGCACUUGUCCGGUUGGCAACGCGCAUGUAACUCAUCUGGAGUUGCAGGCGUACUUAGGUUACGGAGACUGCUUACCAUCAUGCGGGCCGUAUGCUUGUUUGCCACCGACGUAGUAUUAAAAAAAAAUCUAAAUAAUCAAAAGCUAUGAACCCUGACGUCUUAAUGACUACAAUUAUCUUAUACCUUUAAACGAGCAAUUCUUGUAUAUAUAUAUGUAUAUAUAUUAUAUUUCCGGGAUCUCGGAAACGGCUCUAACGAUUUUGCUGAAAUUUGGUAUAAUGGGGGUUUCUGGGGGUAAACAAUCGAUCUAGGUUAGUCUUAUGUUUGGGAAAACGCGUGUUUUCGAGUUUUCAUGCGUUUUUCUUUCGUCGCAGAAUAUGGUCGCUAAUUUUGUAUUGCCGGCCUCUGUCCGUCUGGCCCAGCGGGUUAAGACGCGGACUGCUAAACGAGUGUUACGGGUUCGAAUCUCGCCCGGUGACCAACUUUUGCUUUUUUUUUUAUAUGUUCAAGUUAAUAAAUAGUUUUUUUAAUUUUUAUUGUUUUAGACAAGUUUAAUUUAGUAAAAAAAAUGUAGUUAAGAUUAUCACCUAUACACCACCAUAUUACAAUAAAUAGUUAUAACCGAGCAAAGCUCGGUCGCCCAGGUACUUAUUAAUUAUAUUAGGACUAAUGGCUCUGUGAGCGGUAGACCUUGCGAGCAAAGCU
Messenger RNA from Cydia pomonella (codling moth), 7786 nucleotides. RefSeq lists its product as uncharacterized. The record is from RefSeq and is a predicted model, not a curated record. NCBI's taxonomy places the organism in Eukaryota, Metazoa, Arthropoda, Insecta, Lepidoptera, Tortricidae. The transcript has a single exon. Bases 3289 to 5076 code for a protein of 595 amino acids.